GAAGAUCUCUGGUGUGUAGCCAUUCUGUAGGAGAGCCAGUAAGAAAGCAAAAGGGGGAGGAAAAUCAAACAAAGCAGAUGAGCAAAAUACUGUAAGUUACGUAGAAAGGGGAUGGGAAAGAUGGGAAGUGAAAAUACAAAAAGCAAGGCAAGAAUUAGUGCAAGUUAAGGACCUGUACUGUGGAAAGACUAGUUCAAAUACUGAUGCUGGAAAUGAUGUGCUAAGAAACACAGCCCAUGUAGUGGGGAAGAGGGGAGAAAAUAAGCAUUGGACAGCAGAUGCUAUAGGAGAAGGGUUGUGUGCCCAAGAAAUACAAAUUUGAGUAACUAUGUAAGUAACUACUGUUCUCAAUACCAUUUUUAGUCCUGAGUUGUCAACUUGCAAGCCAGUCCUUGUGCUUCAGCUAUGCAAACAUCUAAGGAAUAAUAAUUAAAAACAAUUACGUACUGAUCAUGAGGUGGAUGAGGAUGCCGUGUUCAGUGCAGUCAGUGUGCUUGAAACUAACAAAAAUGCAUCUGUGGUAGCUUCUAACUUAGUUAGCUGUGAAGUUUGAUUAGAGUAGCACUAGGUGUUUCAUAAGCAUGUUGAUAAUUUUAUUUAAGCCUCAUUUUGGUUUCUUAAAAUCCUCAAGAAACAUUUGAAAUAUUGAAAGAGCACCUAACAGACUAAAGCUUGGAGGGCCUUUGACUCAGAUUCUAGGAUUAUAUAUGUCCUGAAGCUUUUGUCUCACCAAUCAAUAAAACCCGUGAGGCUUUACAUUCUUUGAAGGAUAGUGGGCUGCCACAAAAGUGAUGGUAACUUGAAGUCCUGAAUAAACUUAAUGAGUGUGAGAGUGUGUAUUACAUGUUUUUUCCUCCUCCUAGAAAUUUUUGGAAAGGAUAUUCUCCUUUGUUGUUCUUCCCAGUUACACAUGGAAGCUGCAACUUCCACUGCUCCUUUCUUCAUCCUCAGAUAGCUUUUGAAGUCUGUGCUCUGCUAGCCAAAAUCCUGUUCAAAUGGAGUGGACCAACACAUUUUUCUUUGCCAGGCUAAGAGUAAGCAAGUUGCAUCAGCUACUGGUAAACAGUGAUAACCACCAACUAGAUCAAGAUUCAGGGCUUAUCUGUGGCCAUGAAAAAACCUAGUGGAUUCUGGAAAGCUCUUGCAUAAGCUUGUGGCAUCUGCAGAAGGAAGAAUGAGUAUGUGAACUUCCUGGGACCAGGAGGACCAUCUGAAGGAGGCUGACAGAUUCUUCCUAUAAGAGGUUGCUCUUCAAAUCCCCUAAGAACACAGUCCACUUUGAUAGAUAGGGUUGGUACAGUAGGCCUCACUAAACUUAGCUGCAACUAAGAAUUUCUCCUACAUCAACUGAGUUAAGGCUGAUGCUCUUGUGGAAUGUGGAUUAAAAGUGCGUGCUAAGUUCCAAAUUUCCAUUUGAGAAGCGGAGAAAGUAAAUGUACCACAACCACCAGCAUCAGGACAGCAAACCAAGGGACAAAGAAUUUGAUCCGCAGUGUUGAUAAAUGUUAACUGGUUCACGUGUUGCUUAAAAGACGUUUGCUGGGGGGCGAGAACUGGACAUCAGCUGUGCGAAGUCAUUUUGUUUACAAAAAUGAGGGCUUCUUUGGAAACAGCAGACAUUGCCAUUGUGGCACUGUACUUCGUGCUUGUAAUGUGCAUAGGUUUUUUUGCCAUGUGGAAAUACAAUCGAAGCACCGUAAGUGGCUACUUCUUGGCAGGGCGUUCUAUGACCUGGGUAGCUAUUGGUGCAUCUUUAUUUGUGAGCAAUAUUGGAAGUGAACAUUUCAUUGGGCUCGCAGGAUCUGGAGCGGCAAGUGGAUUUGCAGUAGGUGCAUGGGAAUUCAACGCCUUAAUGCUUUUGCAGCUUUUAGGAUGGGUCUUCGUCCCUGUCUACAUCCGGUCAGGAGUAUACACCAUGCCUGAAUACUUGUCCAAGCGUUUUGGAGGGCAUAGAAUUCAAAUAUAUUUUGCAGCAUUGUCUCUAAUUCUUUAUAUCUUCACCAAACUUUCGGUUGACUUGUAUUCGGGGGCGCUUUUUAUUCAAGAAUCGCUAGGUUGGAACCUCUAUUUGUCAGUUAUCCUCCUUAUUGGAAUGACUGCACUGUUGACUGUGACUGGAGGUCUUGUGGCUGUCAUCUACACAGACACACUUCAAGCUCUGCUUAUGAUUAUUGGUGCCCUCACACUUAUGAUCAUAAGUAUUACGGAGGUUGGUGGGUUUGAAGAAGUUAAAAAAAGGUACAUGUUAGCAUCACCAAAUAUUACAUCUAUCUUGUUAACCUACAACAUUUCCAAUACCAAUUCCUGCAAUGUCAACCCAAAGCCUGAUGCUCUUAAAAUGUUGCGUGAGCCAACAGAUGAAGAUAUUCCCUGGCCUGGAUUUCUGUUGGGACAGACUCCAGCUUCUGUCUGGUACUGGUGUGCUGAUCAAGUCAUAGUGCAGAGAGUUUUAGCAGCAAAAAACAUUGCUCAUGCCAAAGGAUCCACUCUGAUGGCAGGCUUCUUAAAGUUACUGCCAAUGUUUAUUAUAGUUGUCCCAGGGAUGAUUUCACGAAUACUGUUUGCAGAUGAUAUCGCCUGUAUUAAUCCAGAACACUGUUUUCAAGUCUGCGGAAGCAGAGCUGGAUGCUCUAACAUUGCCUACCCACGUUUGGUGAUGAAACUUGUACCAGUUGGUCUGCGGGGACUUAUGAUGGCCGUGAUGAUUGCUGCACUGAUGAGUGACUUGGACUCUAUAUUCAACAGUGCCAGCACCAUAUUUACGCUUGAUGUCUACAAGCUCAUUCGGAAGAGUGCGACGUCUAGAGAACUGAUGAUUGUAGGAAGAGUCUUUGUGGCUUUCAUGGUAGUUAUAAGCAUUGCCUGGGUUCCCAUAAUAGUAGAAAUGCAAGGAGGUCAGAUGUACCUGUAUAUUCAAGAGGUGGCAGACUAUUUGACUCCACCGGUGGCUGCUCUGUUUCUUAUGGGUAUCUUUUGGAAGCGUUGCAAUGAACAGGGGGCGUUCUAUGGUGGAAUGGCUGGAUUCGCUCUGGGAGCGAUACGGUUGGUUCUGGCAUUUAUCUAUCGUGCUCCGGAGUGUAACCAGCCGGAUACUAGGCCCAGCUUUAUCAAAAAUAUCCAUUACAUGUAUGUUGCUACCGCUCUGUUCUGGAUCACUGGAAUUGUGACCGUUAUAGUGAGCCUCCUUACACCACCGCCUACAAAGGAGCAGGUUCGAACGACCACUUUUUGGGCUGUGAAAAACAGAAACGUAAAAGAGAAUACUGUAAAGGGGGAGCUGUACAAAGUACAAGAAAAGAGCAUCUUUAAAUGCAAUGAAAACGCUAAUCAUAUCAUUCCAAAUGGCAAAUCUGAAGAAAAUCUUAAAAAUAUUAAACCUGAGGAUAUCAAUCUUCUGGUAACUUGCAGAGAUGACAGCAACCCGGUGAUUUCUGUAAGUCACUCUGAAGUCGAGACACCAGUUGAUUGUUAUUCGAACGGACAAGCGGCUUUGAUGGGUGAGAAAAAGCACGAGGAAGAAACUGAUGAUAGAGAGAGACACUUGAAAUUCAUAGAUUGGUUCUGUGGCUUUAAAAGUAAAACCAUGAACAAGAGAGUUAUUCGGGAGAUCGAGGAAGAGACUGUUUGUUUACAAAUGCUGGAAGAGACUCCAAAAGUUAAACUAUUACUAAAUACUGGACUGGUCUGUGUCUGUUCGCUCGGAAUAUUCAUGUUUGUCUAUUUCUCUUUGUGAGUGAAUAGUGAACUUUUAAGGGUAUGGCUAAACAUACAGAAGUUGAUACAGGUCUCUGGAGGUUUUUUUUUUUCCUUUUUUUUUUCUUUUUUUUCUUUCCAAAUAACAUAACCGCAACCCAGGCAUUGUUUACGCUAUAAUUGUCAAAUCAACUUUAGCCAAUUUAUAGACCAUUUGAGACGUGUAGUGCUAUCUCUGCUCAAGGCAGAAUGUAUUGUGUGGUGUCUCUUUUUCUUUUUUCCCUUUAGGUUUUUUCCCCCGCUCUUCAUUUGCGGUACUAACCUUUCGUUUUUCCAUGUAUGCAUAUAUGUAAGCAUAUAUACCAAAGGCAGGCAGGUGGCUGUGUUUGAGGUCAGUCAGUUAUAAAGCUCAAUCAGCAUUAAGGAGAAGAUAAAAAGUAAUCAUUUACGUAAGUGUAAAAUCUAAACAACUGAAGCUGUGUCGGAAGACUUUAAAUUCAGGACUGUGAUGCACAUCAUUGUACAGGUGUUUUGUUACAUAGCUGUAUUAUCUUGGUCAACUUACUACUUAUUAAUUUUG
Molecule: messenger RNA, 4273 nt
Organism: Rhea pennata
Lineage: Eukaryota; Metazoa; Chordata; Aves; Rheiformes; Rheidae
Gene: SLC5A3
Product: solute carrier family 5 member 3
Exons: 3
Coding region: 1592-3733 (713 amino acids)
Biological process (GO): myo-inositol transport; transmembrane transport; inositol metabolic process
Cellular component (GO): plasma membrane
Molecular function (GO): D-glucose:sodium symporter activity
Source: RefSeq, a predicted model, not a curated record